Messenger RNA from Drosophila elegans, 189 nucleotides. RefSeq lists its product as uncharacterized. The record is from RefSeq and is a predicted model, not a curated record. NCBI's taxonomy places the organism in Eukaryota, Metazoa, Arthropoda, Insecta, Diptera, Drosophilidae. Bases 1 to 144 code for a protein of 47 amino acids. The transcript has a single exon.
AUGGAUAUCCCAGUGUUGUGGCUCUACCUGCUUUUGGUCUCAGUCCUGCUGAUCUUCUUGGUGCCCACUGCCGAGUCCACACUGCUCCUGUGGGCCUGUUUAUACCGGCUGCAGAUAUGUCCCUUCAGGACCACCACCACUUAAUGAUCGGGAUGUAAAUUAUUGAAAAUCAACGUUUCCAUUGAGCCA